GCAUUUUCGCUUGAUUGAAAUUUUAACUAAGUUCAGAAGUUAGAUUUCUUUAUUACAUUGCUGACCUAAAAUCUGGUUUUCUGACUAAUAUUCAAAAAUAUUCUUGAAAGUCUCAGAGUGAAGUUACUUGCCAAAGUUUGGUAAUAUUUACCAUCUUUCAGGAUUAUUUCUCAUUUGUACUUGUAUUUUAAUUUUAAAUGUCUACCUCUUACUGUCUGGUCCAUCUGGCUACCAGGAAUUGGAGUAAAGAAGGUCAUAAUGUUAAAUAUAUUGUAUGUACAUAUGAUGAAUCUUCGUCGUAUCUUAAUUCAGCUCAACUUAUAUAUAAACCUACUACUAGGCUAUUUGGUUAUAGAGUGAGAUAAAUACAAUAUGUGUACAAGAUCGAGCAAUAACUUUUUCAAUUCGUUUGUUGUUUCUCAUAUCUUUCUUUGCUUUUAUUGAUCAACUAUUAUCUACUUGUAAUUUAUUUUUUGGGGUCUAGCGAAGUUAACGCCAAACUUUCUUAUGUAACAUCAAACAAAAUUGUGAUGUGAGAGUGGAGGCUAAAUAUGUUUUUCUUUUUAAAUAAAAGUCUGGCCUGCGCGGAAGCGGAACGCUGUACUCUAUUUGGCAUGGGACGUACUUGCUUAGUUGGAAUUGAAUAGAUUUAAUUUCAACUAAACAAGUCUGUCAAAAACAGACUAUUUUAAAUCAUAAAAAUUACUGCACUUACUUCGCUAGACCUUAUUCUUGUCGUUUAUAUUGAAAUAAAAAACAUCUAUUUCUAAGUUGGCCAAUGCAGUGUAAUGCAAAUCGUCUCACUGGUAGACUUUGUUAAGUAUUAAAUUGAAGACUAUAUAUCAUUGUCACCUGGCUAUGCAAACUAUAGUCCAAAUGUGGCAUUGAGGGAUGCCCAGAAAAUCUAAUAUUGUCAACUUUUGUUUGUAUUCAAAUUCUAAAUAAACAUUUUCAUUUAAGAACAGGCUAAACUCUUGGUCGAGAUUCCUUUUUUUCUCAAGAUGCAGAAUUCUAGAAUUUAUAACCGCUUUAUUAUAAUAAAUAUUUUUACUGUGAACUUAUUUUAAUUGGUGCGAACAUGGUGGCAGCUGACUCUUGAUGACCGCAUGGUCGUUUCGCUUCCUCCAUUCCAUACCGAAGAAAUGUUAUUGCUUUAUAUUUAUUAUUAUCAUUGUAUUUAUGUUUUUUUCUGGUUGACAAAUGAUAAAUCUCUCUCUCUCUCUAUAAGCUACUAAUUUAUAGUCCAAAUUUUUCAGAUGACAUUACUUAUCAUCAAAUGAUAUGUACAGUAAAUAUAUUGAAUUUGUGAUAUUUUCUAGGAUGUUUGAAUAAAAAUGAAUUGCAUCAAGUUGCAUAGUUAGGUAUUGUUAUUUAUUAUCAAGAAAGAUUGAUUUAACUUUUCAUUGUGAACACAAUGCAAAACUUUAUAUAUAAAAUACUUGUCAUGUUAACCACUGCUGUGGCCAUGAAUUCUUUUCAAAGGUCUGAUGUUAAUAUUAAUGAAUGGCCAUUAAUUGUGUGGUGGUAUGACACAAUAUUUCCUCAUGUUGAUAACGGAGGUUCAGUUCAGGAAAUUGAUUGUGGUGAAGUCAAAUGUCAUUCAACACAUCACCGUGAUAUGAUAGAGCAAGAUACAUUGCAAACUAUUCUAUUUUAUGGCAGUGAUUUUGAACCAACAGAUUUGCCACUUCCAAAGAAAAAUAAUCAUAUGUGGGCAUUGUUACACGAGGAAUCACCACAAAACAAUUUUAUUCUCUGUCACAAGGACGUUCUAAAAUUAUUCAACUUUUCAUCAACCUUCAAGCAACAUUCAGAUUAUCCCUUGACUACUCAACAUAUACAAAGCAUUGAAUAUAUUUUGGAUAGAGAACCAAUAUCAAUAUUGGAAAAAAAUGAGCUUCGGCAAAAUGGUCUUGCUCCUGUCUUAUACUUACAAUCUCAUUGUGAUGUCCCGUCAGAUCGAGAUAGAUAUGUCAGCGAACUCAUGAAACAUAUACAGGUGGACAGUUAUGGAGAAUGUUUAAAUAAUAUAGAAUUUGAUGAUGAUGAUCUGGUAGGAAUACAGUCAAUGAAUAGUGAAGAAUUAUAUGAAUUGAUAGGCCAAUAUAAGUUCCAUAUCACAUUUGAAAAUGCAUUAUGUGAUGACUACAUAACAGAAAAAAUUUAUAGAGCUCUUCAUGUUGGAUCUGUCCCAAUAUAUAUGGGGGCUAGCAAUGUUCAGGAUUGGGUUCCUAAUGGAUCAUAUAUUUCAGUGAAAGACUUUCGUUCACCAAAAGCAUUGGCUGUUCUACUCAAUUCAUUGGACAUGGAUGAUGAUUCUUAUCUCAAUUAUUUGGAAUUUAAAAAGAGUGAGAAAAGUAUUCCUGAAAACUUGAAAGCCGCAAUCAAGAAUCGUGACUGGUCAACUAGUGAUUCGGGCUCUCAACAUUUUUUAAAUGGAUUUGAAUGCUAUGUUUGCAAAGAGAUGCAUAAAAUGCGAGAUACAUUGAAAGAUGGGGGAAUACUUACAUCGAGAGUAUUAGAUGAAUCUCAUUUAAACUGUACUUUACCACAACCUUCAGUUGGUACUGUCAAAACUUUGAAGAAAGACGAUACCUUCCAUGAAACACUGAAUUAUUACCAACAAACUGCUAUCCAUGCCAAGGUUCUUGUUGAUCUCAUUAGGAAAGGGAAGAAUGAUUUAAGUGAUUUUUGGGAACUCGUGGCUGAAUUCAUGGAAAUGGCUUCCCAUACAGAACUAUGAAUGCACGAUUUGGUGUUACUAAAUGGCAAGGAUGCCAGCAUGCUCGAUAUGCAGGUUUAAAUGCUUCCAGAACCAAGAAUGAUGCACCAUGAUCAUACAUUUGGUCAUCAAGUAUUAGGAACUGGUACAUUUGUCUUUUUAUGAAACUGAGACCGUUAUUUCAUGGUUCUCACUUUUGAUACCUUUCAUUCUUUUUAUUAUUAUUAUGAAACUGAAGUAAAUAAACAAUUUUAAGAAA
Styela clava is the source of this 2981-nucleotide messenger RNA. RefSeq names its product GDP-fucose protein O-fucosyltransferase 4-like. Gene Ontology annotation, molecular function: alpha-(1->3)-fucosyltransferase activity. Gene Ontology annotation, cellular component: membrane. NCBI's taxonomy places the organism in Eukaryota, Metazoa, Chordata, Ascidiacea, Stolidobranchia, Styelidae. The record is from RefSeq and is a predicted model, not a curated record.